UGACGUUCAUUAUUGCCAACAUUUAGGAAAAAAAAAUAAAAAAUGACAAAAGUGUGCUGUCAUUUUUCUGACCAUCGAAUCAAUCACUGUUGAUUUUCUAAAACAAAAGUUUAUUAUUGCGUUUCGUAGGGAAAGAUGUUUCGAGCCAAUAAUUUUGAUAAGUUACUUGAUAAAGCGACAAGUAAUCUACGCUUGGACCCCGAUUGGCCGACAAUCCUACAAAUAUGUGAUUUGAUUAGGCAAAAUGAUUGUUCACCAAAAUAUGCAGUGGCAGCAGUAAAAAAGAAACUGUAUUCACAGAACCCUCACCAGGCUAUGUUUGCUCUCCUCACACUAGAGAGUAUUGUUAAAAAUUGUGGCUCUGGCGUACACGAUGAAGUAACAUCGAAGGCUUUUUGUGAGAUGCUACGUGAUCUAGUGAAGACAACACAACACGACAAUCUGCGCAACAAAAUACUAGAACUCAUUCAAGCUUGGGCUUUCGCCUUCCGAAACUCACCGAAAUAUAGAGCUGUGCAGGACACAGUGAACAUUUUAAAAGCGGAGUGUUACAAGUUUCCUCCACUCAAGGAGUCUGACGCUAUGUUUUCUGCUGAUACUGCCCCGGAGUGGGCUAACGGAGAGGUCUGUCACAGAUGCCGAGUGGCAUUCUCGUUGAUGGUGCGCCGGCAUCACUGCCGUGCUUGUGGGCAAGUCUUCUGCCAGCAAUGCAGCUCCAAGACAUCUACAUUACCCAAGUUUGGUAUAGAAAAGGAGGUGCGUGUCUGUGAUGCUUGCUAUGAUAAAGUUAGCAGACCGCCACAGUCAUCCACUAAACUGGAUAUUGUGGAUACUUCCAGCGACUAUGGACCCACAGCGGCAACUCAGCAGAAGCGUACCGGUGGCAAGACAGCUGAGGAGCUGCAGGAGGAAGAGGAACUGCAGCUGGCGCUCGCUCUCAGCCAGUCCGAGGCCGAGCAGAAAGAAAAGGAGCGCAAGUCGCGCGCUCACAUCUUGCCAGAACCGACACCGCACCAUCCUACUGUGUCACCAACGCCAUCAUCGGUAAGCGCUUCGCCGGAGCACAGCACGCAAGCCAACUCGGAGCUGUCGCGGUACUUGGACCGCAACUACUGGGAGCAGCGCCUCUCACGAGACAAUGCCGUCGCGCCCACUGCGCCCGCACCCGCUUCACAUGCCUCUGAUAUUACUGAAGAGUUCCCGAAGCCUUCAGCCACGAAAGCUCAAGAUGAUGACGCCGAAGAUAAAGAAAUUGACGAAUUUGUUGAAUCUCUGAAAUCUCAAGUUGAAAUAUUUGUUAACAGAAUGAAAAGCAACUCUUCGCGAGGCCGAUCAAUUGCAAAUGAUACUGCCGUUCAGACUCUCUUCAUGAACAUAACGGCGAUGCAUUCCCGACUAUUGCGCUAUAUACAACAGCAAGACGACAAACGUGUCUACUUGGAGAGUUUACAGGAUAAAGUCACUCAAAUCAGAGACAGUCGCGCGGCUCUCGAUACGCUGAGGGCCGAACAUGCAGCCAGACUAGCAGCCGCCGCUGAAGCUGCCGAGCGACAGAGACAAAUGCAAAUGGCCGCCAAACUGCAAGCCAUGAGGAAGAAAAAGCACGAGUAUCUGCAGUACCAGAGGCAACUGGCUUUACAGAGAGUACAGGAACAAGAGAGGGAGAUGCAGAUGAGGCAAGAACAACAGAAGCAUCAAUAUUUGAUGAAUGCUAACAACUACUACAUGCCUGGUGCCAUGCAACAAUACCAGAGUGGUUACCCGAAUCCCAAUCAACCAAUCUAUGGCAACCCCCAGUUUCAUCCACAAAACAUGAUGCCUCAAGCCACCACUGACAGCAAUGCACCUGGAUCAGUUCCAGGACAAGCUCAAAUGUCCACAGCUAAUAUGCCUAUGAGCAUGAACCAGAUGGGAACAAUACAGUCCAUGCCACAGCUCACAAAUACAUUUGCUGCUAUGUCCACAUCAGCUGGAGCUAUUAAUCAAAGCUCCGUCAGUGCUCAGCCAUCUAUGAAUCAGUCAAACUUACGACCCAAUUUAACUCAACAAUUACCAUUGCAACAACAAAUGCUUCUACAGCAAAUGCAUCAGAUGCGAAUGCCUGUGCAGCCAGGUAUGCACCAAAUUGUGCCACAAACUAUUGCUAAUGGCAUGCCUGGACAAAACAUUCCACAACAGAAUGGGCAAACUGCUCAGUUGCCCAAACAAAACAUGCCAAAUCAACCCCAACAACAGCAACAACCAGGUGGUAUGAUGCCUCAGAUGUCUGUUGCCCAACAAAAUCUCAAUCAACAGUUAAUAAAUCCCAACAAUCCAAUGAUGGGACUUCAGAUGCAAAAUAUGCGAAUGCCUCUCAUGCAAGGUAAUCAACCAAAUGUUAACCAACAAGUGCCAGUGUCUGGAUACCCCACCAUGAACAUUCAAAACCAAUCUAACAUUCAACAACCUGUAUCUCAAGCUCAGAAUAUGCAACCACAGUCACAAAUGCCUAUGCCUGUGCAGGCCAUGUCUAUGCAGGGACAGCAAAUGAUGCAGGGGCAAUCAUUACCUGGACAGGCUCAGGGUGUACAAAUGAAUAAUAAUGCUCCACAAACAAACCAAAAUUUACCUGCCCAAGGUCAGCAGGUGCCUCAAACACAAGGCCAGCAAAUGCCACAACACCUACAUCAGCCACAGAUGUCAGUUAAUCAACAAAUGUCCAUGCCUGGCCUCGGAAUGCAACCAUCAAAUCAGCAAAUGAUGAUGCAAGGACAGCAAAUUGCUUCUCAAGGUCAGAUGAUGAUGAACCAGGGACAAACACAGCAAGGACAAUUACCUGGCUCUCAGCAAAUGAACCAAGGACAAAUUUCAUCUCCCCACCAGGGUCAAAUAUCAGGUGGCCACCAAGGACAACUGCCGACUAUCCACCAGGGUCAAAUAUCAGGUGGCCACCAAGGGCAACAGAUGCCACAAGGUCAGUUACCUCCUGGCAAUCCAGGCCAGAUGCAAAUAGGUCAACAGAUGCAAAUGGGUCCCUCUCAGCAGAUGCAACAGGUUCCACAAAUGCAAGCCCAGCAAAUGCAGGGUCAGCUGCCACAACAAGUGGGAAUGCCUCAGCAGAUGCAGCAGCCUUUACAACAAGGACAGCCUGGUCAAAACAUGCCAGGACAACCAAAAAUGCAACAGCCGAACUUUAACAACGCCCCGCAAGGGCCUUCGCCGUCCGGCACCAAUCCACAGCAGCAGCAGCAGCAACCACAAAGCAAGCCUGAACAUAAUAACAACACGGCUGAACUUAUAAGUUUCGAUUGAGACUACCAAUGGGCUAACUGAGGGAUCUCUACAAAUGAAUGACUGGAAAUAAUAACACUUGUUCUACGUAAUAUAAACUAUAUGCAAUCAUUUUUUGCACUUAGAUAUUGUGCUAUGUUGUGAGUUUUAAAACCAAAAUAUUGUCAUGUAUAGAUAAAUUUGAGAUUUUAUAGUUAUAAAAAAUAAUGCCUUUACUUAUAAAUGUUGUAAAUGUGAUAAUGUAAAAUUAUAAAGUCCAUUCCUCCAAUCUAGAAUGUCAGAAAGUAAGGUUACAAAAAAAUUUGGAAUGCCGGAAUGCCUUUGACGCGUUUAUAAGUAAAGUAAUUUUGAUGCUUUUAAAUAUCACAAAUAGUAAACAACUAUAUUAUUUAUAUUAUCGUUAAGAUAGACCAUGAUCAAAAUUCGGCAGCAAAUAAUUACUACAUUAUCAUGCGAAUCAAAA
This is a messenger RNA of Trichoplusia ni (cabbage looper), 3733 nucleotides long. RefSeq names its product hepatocyte growth factor-regulated tyrosine kinase substrate (gene Hrs). The record is from RefSeq and is a predicted model, not a curated record. Gene Ontology annotation, molecular function: ubiquitin binding; metal ion binding; phosphatidylinositol binding. Lineage: Eukaryota; Metazoa; Arthropoda; Insecta; Lepidoptera; Noctuidae. The coding region runs from base 136 to 3291 and encodes 1051 amino acids. The transcript is spliced from 13 exons.